Clunio marinus is the source of this 417-nucleotide messenger RNA. The record is from the annotation of a GenBank genome assembly. Lineage: Eukaryota; Metazoa; Arthropoda; Insecta; Diptera; Chironomidae.
AUGUGGCAUUAUUUUUGUUUGAAACCUUUUCAAACUACUGUGGAGAAAACAAAUUAUCAAGACAAUGGAAAAUAUUGCUUAAUUAAAAAUUCCAUCGUAUUUUGUGGUUUAAAUUACUGCAGAGCAUUUUGCAAAAGAUUAAAUGAUUUCUUUUUUCCGCAACAACUAAAAGCUGUUAUAAAAUUAACCAAGUUUAUACUGUUGAGAGACAAAUGGCUCAUUUCAAUUAAUUAUAGAACUCAUGUCUCCCAAGCGAGUUAUCAUGCGGUACUUUGCAAAUAUCAUAGAGAUAUGAUAUGGGAAAAAAUAAUCUGCGAAGAUGAAAAACUUUCGCAACGUUACGAAACAAUGGCACAAAAAAAAUGCAAUGAAUCAUUUCGACGUCGAAAGCAAGAAAAAGCGGGGGUGGUGAUAUAA